UCAGUACGCAGUAUAGCAGUAUAUACCGUAUACAAAAGUCAAAUCAUAUAAACUGAAGUAAAAAAAAUAAUCACUGAUUUAACUAAAAUUAAAUUUGAUAUUGCUCAAAAAUGGUUUUGUGGAAAAGAGAAUCAAGUGGUGGUUCAUAUAUCGACUUAUGGGCACUUUAUGAACCCCGCAAUUUUAUAGACAAGGCAAAUUUAAUCAGCGGCUUAAAGAUGCUGGAAAUUGGUUGUGGAAAGAAUGAUAUAACUUCAACUCAACUCCGUCACGUAGGCAACGAAAAGUUUGAAGAAAAAUUAUGGCAUCUCGCGAUGGAAUUCUACAAUCGGAGUUUACGGCUUGCCAUUAAAGGAUCCGAAAAUGUUGGUUUUGCAUAUGCCAAUCGAUCGGCGUGUUUUUUAAAGUUAAAAAAAUACGAUCAAUGCCUUGUUGAUAUCGAGUUAGCCAAAAACUCAAAGUAUCCACCACGGUUGAUGUCAAAAUUGGAAAAACGAGAAGCGGAAUGCAGAAAACAGAUGAAAAAAUUAAGUGAUAUCGAACCAAUUGUGAGGCCAGUGCUGAGUUUUCCACCAAACAAAAACUUUCCAUGUAUGGCCAACGUGUUGGAAGUGCAAAGCAACGAAGAAUACGGUAAACAUAUUGUGGCAAAGUGUGAUAUCGAAAUGGGUGAAAUUGUAAUGUUGGAAGAAGGAUAUGUUUCGGACAUCAGUUCAAGUGAUCAAAUACGUUGCCACACUUGCAAAGAACCAGAAAAAAAUUUCCUUCCUUGUUUAAACUGCACUGACGUUAUGUUUUGCGAUCAUCAAUGUAUGGAAUCUAACGAAAUGCACAAAAUGACAUGUGGUGCAUCAUAUUAUCGCUUAAAAGGAGCUCAGUCAGUGGUAGAAUCAAUUGUGACGGCUGUCACCGCUUUUGAUACUGUGGAUGAAUUGAUGAAUUUCGUUGAAAGAGCUUUGUGUACCCGUGAUUUCGAUUCACCAGAAUGCAAAUCAGAUGCACAAAUAAAUUACCGCAUGUUUUUGAAAUUGUUGGGACUACCAAAAAAGACGGAUCCAAUGUUGGAAAUUUUGAAAGUAUAUCAAUUGGUACUGAGCAUUCCAACCAUCAAGCGAUUUUUUGAUUCCAAAGAUAAAGAAAAAUUCCUUAUGCAUCUAACGUUUCAGCAUUUUCUAAUCAUAAAGAGAAACGGAAUAACGGUUGAUUACGAUUUGGAAGGUCUUUACAAUCCUAUUGAAAUCAUGGGCAAUAUAUUCUCGUUUUUCAACCAUUCGUGCUUACCAAAUAUAUCACACACUGAAAUUGGUAAUGAGCUGGUUGCCUUGACAAUUCUUCCAGUAUCAAAAGGCGAACAAUUGUUCAUUAAUUAUAUGGAUAAAAAACAACCAACGAGAGAGCGGCAAUUACAUUUGCGCAAUUCAUUCGAAUUCAAUUGUAAAUGCAGUAAAUGUGUUCCACGUGUUGAAGAAGGAGAUUUUUCAAAAAUGCAAACAGAUCCAGACUACCAAUUUAUUCGUAUGUUUUAUCAAACUUAUCGUUUGGAGCAUAAACACCGUUUAAUACUGAAGGAAAAAUCAAAAAAAUUCCUACAAAAAUAUAUACAAUUCAAAUGGUCAGAACAAAUUGAAUAUGCUUCAGUUUGCUUUUCCAACUGUAUGCUAAAGGAUUUCGGUUUACAAUUUAGUAUUUGAGCAAUUUUGUAGGCUUUAAUUUCCAAAACGUAGCCAAAUCUAAGCUGUA
Messenger RNA from Contarinia nasturtii (swede midge), 1740 nucleotides. RefSeq names its product SET and MYND domain-containing protein DDB_G0273589-like. Bases 111 to 1691 code for a protein of 526 amino acids. Gene Ontology annotation, molecular function: protein binding. The transcript has a single exon. Lineage: Eukaryota; Metazoa; Arthropoda; Insecta; Diptera; Cecidomyiidae. The record is from RefSeq and is a predicted model, not a curated record.